AUGGCAUUCUGUGCCCCCAAACAACUUUCAUCCUGCCUGCCAAGCAUCGUCCCAAAAGUGAUCGAGGCUCUGUCCGACACCCACAUCAGCCGUGUUAUUCAGAAUCCGGAGAUCCAAGGUUGCUCAUUUCUUCAGUUGAUCGAUGUUUUUGUGUUCAGCGCCCUGUUUUCAGCGAUUGCCCCAAAUUUGCUACAAGCGAUCGAAAAUCCGGCUGACCGUACACCUGACUGUCUGCAAGUGCUGAUCCGCACCGAAUUUGUGCAUUAUAUCGAUGCCGCAUCGUUGGCCUUGCUGAUGCCGGUAAUGCAUCGCGCGUUUAGUGACCGUUCGAUGGAGACACGCAAGUUGGCGGCACAAAUUAUCGGAAAUAUAUACGCGCUGACUGAUCAAAAGGUAGCUUUUGUUAAGACUGAUCACAUGAUUGUGUCAUGUACCUGA
Molecule: messenger RNA, 438 nt
Organism: Soboliphyme baturini
Lineage: Eukaryota; Metazoa; Nematoda; Enoplea; Dioctophymatida; Soboliphymatidae
Source: the annotation of a GenBank genome assembly